CACAGCCUAGGGGUUGUAGAGUUCUGUCUACUCAGCUAGUUUCAAUAGAGGGAUUUGAUCGUACGACUUGUGUCACCACUUGUUAGUGUCUUAGUUUAACUAUAGAGUUGUUGUGUUUAUAUAUCAUCUUUAUGUCUGUGUAGGCUGAUGCUUGUGUAGGAUGUCUUCAGUGAAUUUCACUGGGAAGAAUGUGGAGGAGUUUACCAUCACAGGCUUCGACCACCUCUCUCACCAGAAGCUCCUGGGCUUCCUCAUCUUCAUCACCUAUUUCCUUGUGCUUCUGGGAAGCAGCACCAACAUCUGCAUCAUUUUGACGGACAGACGGCUGCACACGCCCAUGUACCUCCUCAUCUGUAACCUGGCCGUGGUGGACAUCAUGUUCACCUCCAGCACCAGCACCACCAUGAUCUCUGUCCUGCUGGGCGAGGUCAAAACCAUCUCUUACUACUCCUGCAUAUCAAGCAUGUACAUCUACCACCUGGGUGACAUCGAAGAGUGUCUGGCCCUGUCCCUGAUGGCUUUGGACCGAACCAUCGCUAUCAGCACUCCUCUUAGGUACCACAGCAUACUGACUAACCCAAGGCUCUUCCUGUUGAUCACAGCUACCUGGCUGAUAGGGUUAGGGGUCAUGGGGGUAGUAGCAGCUCAGGCAGACAGCCUUCCAUACUGCCAGCCCAUCAUUAGAUAUAUGUUCUGUGACUAUCCUGCUAUGGUCAGAGCUGCCUGUGUCAACCCUGAACCCUAUUGGAUGCUUCCCACCAUCCUGGGUCUGUGGUUGGUUGGUGCACAGCUCACAUUCAUUCUGCUGUCAUACGUGAAUCUGAUCUACACAGUACUGAGACUGCCAAACAACGAGAGCAGAGUGCAGGUGUUUAAUACCUGUAUUUGUCACAUCAUUGUGGUGUUCUGUUUCUACGCUCCCAAGUUAGUCUCUGUGUUGUUGACGAGGAUAGGGGUGAGGCUGAAUCUGACGGAGCGUAAUGCUUUAAUGAUUAUAGCUACGCUGUUACCUUCUCUGAUCAACCCAGUAGUCUACUGUCUGAAGACCAAGGAGAUUAGAAAGAGAUUGGUUCAGAUACUGUCUAGGAAAAGAACGGCAGUGAUGAAAUGAGGUAGUGAAAAGUAUUAUGUUGUGACUUCAAAUCAGUGUGUUUAAAGGUUUUAAAGAUAAUUUCCACUUCAGCUCACAUCAGCAGCGUUUACGUUGCCUUUAAGAGUUGCUUCGUCUUCAAGAAAGAUCAGAUUGAAUUUCUGUUGAAUAACCACAAUCCAAGGUUUAAAUAGUUCCGGCUUCUUCUGUCAGCACGUUACAUUACACCUGAAGAUAUCUAAAUGGUUUUAUUUUAUUACACUAAAUAUUCAACAUACUUUUUUUUAUUGUUGUUGCAAUGUCGAGAGUUAAACAUGCAAGUUAGAAUUUCAAUGUACGUUAUAGUGUACAUAACGUAUGUCCUGUGAAAAUCACAAAUAAACUUGAUUUGAUUAUAUAACCCCUAUUUAUAUAUACUUAUUUAACUUGAAAAGUCAGUUAAGAACAGAUUAUUUUUUUACUAUGACGGCCUACGUCAUGUAUGUCUGGGUUUUAUUCUGAAAGUACCUUUCCCAUACUCAUCUGCGAGUGAGAAGAGUUUCACAUGAGAGAUGUGUGAAUGACAGAGAAGUGAAGUGAUGGAGAUAACAUGUUGUUGUGCAACUAAAGUUGGUGCUGCUGCUAGUUGGGAAGGACUCAUCUAUAGAAAGGAGCUUGAUUGUAACCUGACUCUUUAUCAAUGAAUCCACAGGCCCUCUGAAUAAAGUGAUAUAAAAAUGAAGUCAAGAAAUUAUAGCUAUAAUAUGCUACACAGUUUUAGUAGGUCACAAUCCCCACCAGCGUAGUGGUUAAUGUCUAUUAAUAAUGAUUGGUUGCAUUCAUUGAAUCAGGACCUGGUUAUUGAGGACUACAGGGAUGCAGUGGAGAAGCUGGAAGACAAGAGGAGACUGGGCCUCUGUCCCAAAUGGCACCCUAUUCCCUUUAUAGUGCCAGGUGACCAGGAACCAAAAGUAGUGCACUAUAUAGGGAAUAGGGUGCCAUUUGAGAUGCAUCCUGGGAGGUCUGUCUGAGCCACACAGGACCAAAGAGUUUGGUCUCAUUUAAAGGAUCCUUUUACAAAAAUACAUUUAAAGUUACAGACACAAAGAAAUAUAAAAUAUGGGUCAUGUUUAUAUGUGAGAAGACCACUAUGUCACUGUGCAUUGUUGUUAAUGAAAUAGCUCUAUUUAUUUUAUUGAAGCUUAGUAACAAUAAAAACAAUCCAUUGUAAGUGUCA
Messenger RNA from Oncorhynchus kisutch (coho salmon), 2306 nucleotides. RefSeq names its product olfactory receptor 10G7-like. Gene Ontology annotation, molecular function: olfactory receptor activity; G protein-coupled receptor activity. Lineage: Eukaryota; Metazoa; Chordata; Actinopteri; Salmoniformes; Salmonidae. The record is from RefSeq and is a predicted model, not a curated record. Gene Ontology annotation, cellular component: plasma membrane. Gene Ontology annotation, biological process: G protein-coupled receptor signaling pathway. The transcript has a single exon. The coding region runs from base 161 to 1111 and encodes 316 amino acids.